This is a messenger RNA of Tupaia belangeri chinensis (Chinese tree shrew), 1870 nucleotides long. RefSeq names its product homeobox A11 (gene HOXA11). Gene Ontology annotation, cellular component: nucleus. Gene Ontology annotation, biological process: anatomical structure development; regulation of transcription by RNA polymerase II. The record is from RefSeq and is a predicted model, not a curated record. Gene Ontology annotation, molecular function: RNA polymerase II cis-regulatory region sequence-specific DNA binding; DNA-binding transcription factor activity, RNA polymerase II-specific. The transcript is spliced from 2 exons. The coding region runs from base 188 to 724 and encodes 178 amino acids. NCBI's taxonomy places the organism in Eukaryota, Metazoa, Chordata, Mammalia, Scandentia, Tupaiidae.
GACUAGCUCACAGCUUGUCAAUUUCAACAUCGGGUCACAUGACCAGCACCUCCCUGCUAAGGAUGGGGAUAGAUUUCCACGUCAGCUUACGUCUCCAAAUUUCUACUUCACGGAUCCGCUUCAAAGAGGCAGCUGCAGUGGAGAAUCAUGUUAAGCUCGGCUACUGCGGAGAGCCCAAGGUAGCCCAAUGAUGGAUUUUGAUGAGCGUGGUCCCUGCUCCUCUAACAUGUAUUUGCCAAGUUGUACUUACUACGUCUCGGGUCCAGAUUUCUCCAGCCUCCCUUCUUUUCUGCCCCAGACCCCGUCUUCGCGCCCAAUGACAUACUCCUACUCCUCCAACCUGCCCCAGGUCCAACCCGUGCGCGAAGUGACCUUCAGAGAGUACGCCAUUGAGCCCGCCACUAAAUGGCACCCCCGCGGCAAUCUGGCCCACUGCUACUCCGCGGAGGAGCUCGUGCACAGAGACUGCCUGCAGGCGCCCAGCGCAGCCGGUGGCCAACGCACCCGCAAAAAGCGCUGCCCCUACACCAAGUACCAGAUCCGAGAGCUGGAGCGGGAGUUCUUCUUCAGUGUCUACAUCAACAAAGAGAAGCGCCUGCAACUGUCCCGUAUGCUCAACCUCACUGACCGUCAAGUCAAAAUCUGGUUUCAAAACAGAAGAAUGAAGGAAAAAAAAAUUAACAGAGACCGUUUACAGUACUACUCGGCUAACCCGCUCCUCUAAGGCUCCAGCCGGCUGGAAUUGGGUGGGGGGCUUCAUACACAGGAGAUAAUAUGCAGAUUUUGCCCUUGACAAGGUCAAACCACACAGUGACUUUGAAAAAAAGGAAAUGUGCAAGAGAGAGGAGGCUAUGUGGAGAUAGCCCCACAGGAGGCGGCAGGAACUCUCUUGGUUAAGAUCUCAGUGGUUAAGAUUCCUAAUAAUUGAUUCUGAGAGUUGUGCAUUACCUUAGAAUGAAUGGUUUGGGACCCCUGGUGGUUCGCUCUUGGAGCCUGCAGAGCUUUGGACUGGGUGUGGUCUCCAUUGGACUGGGCCCCCUGCCAGGCCCCCUGGAGGCUGACCACCCCCACCCCCAAGACCCUCCACAUGGAGCCUACCCACCCCUAGGACCCCUGAGUCAAGACGCUGUAUGCUCUUCAAGUCCAUUUCAGCUGGGGGACAGGGGCAGGAGGAAUGGGGAGGAUUCUUAAAUGCCCCAAAUGGGGCUGUUUUGCAAAGCCAAUGUGAAAGGCGGCUGGACUAAGAGGUGGAUAUAAGGUAGGAGAAGGAUGCAGAUCCGUGAGAGAAAUGAAAUCUGCUCUUCCAGGUGGCAAGAGUCUUUCCACCCCUCGAAGCCACCCACUGCACUGUCCCACACCAGAGCUCCUAGCAGCCUCCUCCUGCAACCCACCUGGCUUUUCUUCGUACUAAAUGGAGGAGAUGGUGGUUUCUUCCCAGCCUGCCACUCAGCCCAAAGCCUGGUCACAGAGCAAACUGUUUCCUGGAGUGGAAGACAUUCAAAAACCAAGAGGCUGCGCCCAGGCCCAGGCCGCUGGCCCCUCAGUCUCUGCAGGAAAUGCCUGAAGAGUGCAGCAGUUUGGCAAAGUCUCCACCAUACUUAAUGAAGCUUGGAAUUGCCUGGUGUCUGACAAUGGAGCAGUAGGCCUGGUCAGUGGGUCCCCACCUAUGGCUGUGAGGGGCUCCAGUGCCCCAGAACAGUAGGUGCCAGAGCCACACUGCCCCCACUGGCUCCAGAACUGAAUUUGGAAGCUUCCAGCAACCUUCCAAGAGCCCAAGAGUGAUUUGGAAUUAUUUUAAAAGAUAAAUAUUAUAUUAUAUAUAUAUCUCCCUAAAGGAACCAAAGCGAAUUUUAAAAGAUGCAAUGUACAG